CCACAUUCCACAGUUUGCAAUUUGCAGGCAGGUUUCAACCUGAAAUUUGUAAAUUGAAAGGUGAUGGGUGAUGUUGGCUUUUUGAAUAAUUUUAAAAGCACAAACUCUCCAAUAAAUAUCGGAAUUUGUAAAUAUUUAUGACAAAAAUGAGUGUCAGGAAUAAAAGUGGAAAUAACCGUGUAAAAAAUGAGGAAAAUUUUAUCAUACCUACAAAAAAGAAAGAAGAAAAGAUUGCUGAUGAGAAUAAUGUUCCAUCAAAAUAUAAAGUGGAGAUGACAACACUCUAUUUGACGGAUGAGUCUAAAAAGCUGAUAGAACAUGCUCUAAAAUUUAUUCAUGGAAACAACUAUUCUCUGAAAGAGUUAUCCUCCUACAAAGAAGCAAAAGGUUUGGAAUUGGCAUUGCAUAAAGACUACAGAAUGAACAGCGGACAUCUUCGGGUACGCACCAUUGAAAACUAUGCACUACAGAGCAAUAAAACACGACAAGCCUCGGACAUAGCGCAGCAGUUUGCAAUCACCAAACUUAAAAGGUACGGUUUCGAGGCUAAUCACUGCAGUGAAGCUCUGCAAUCGGUUGAGGGUGAUUUUGGUGCCGCAUUCGAGCUUCUCAUGUCCCGCUACUUCCACCUUCCCCUCCCCGACCCCGAAGCCGACACAUGUCCGCUGUCAGAGGCCGAACGAAAACAAGAAAUGGAGGCCAUUCUGUCCAUCUAUGACGAACAUUUCUCCGUCAAAAUCAACGAUCGCCUGUGGGCCAUACGUCUAAACCUGCCCUACUUGGCUGAGCAUUAUGCUGUCAAAGCACCCGUGAAUAUUGUCCCUGAAAAGCCCAAUCCGAGGUCGAAGAGCAAAAAGGUUGUGUGUAGGUUUUUCAAGGAGGGCACCUGCAGGCACGGUGUCAUGUGUAAGUUCUCUCACGAUUUGCCCGAGAAGACAGUGACCAAAGUGGAAGUCGAUGAUAGUCAGAAUUGGUUCGUGUUGGAAAUUCGAUUCCCGAAAGGUUCAAAGUACCCGCUGGAAGACUGUCCGCUGGUGUCGCUAGUGCCAGAAAGCGAGUACAGCCGUAUGCCGGCGGGUGUGCGUCUGUGCUUGACGCAGCACCUGUUGGGGCUGGCAAGGCAAGACGCGGCCGCCGCGACGCCCACCGUCUUCAACCUGGCCUCUGUGCUGCAGGACCACCACGAGCAGGUGUUGGCAGCGGCCGAUGGACCGCAGUGCUUCCCUUCGCCCAACGACUCCAUCCUGGCGCCGCCGGCUGAUGCAGCCACCCGGGAGCAGGAGGACGAAGGCCUCACUGAGGAAGACGGUGAUAGCAGCGGUGAGACACGGAUCACUCAGCCGCGCCAGCGGGAUGUCGAUGUCGAGGCUAUCCGCAAAGAGAAUGUGGUAUUGUCUAGCAAAUACAGAGCUCACAUGAAAACCGAGAAAAGUAAAAAAUGGAUUGAAAGCCGCAGCAAACUGCCAGCCUGGGCCAAACGAAGCGAGCUGCUCAAUACUAUCAAAAACAACAGAGUUGUCAUGAUCUGUGGUGAAACUGGAUGUGGAAAAUCAACACAAGUGCCGCAGUUUGUGCUGGAGGAGUGGCUGGAAGGCGGGGCCUCAGGCCUAGUGAGCAUAGUGUGCAGUCAGCCUCGCAAGAUCUCAGCCAUGGGAGUGGCCAGUCGGGUGGCCGACGAGAAGAGUGAGAGAGUUGGCGGACUAGUUGGCUACCAGAUUCAUCUGGAGAGCUGCGUUUCGCGGAGCACACGUCUCAGCUUUUGCACAACAGGUGUGCUUCUCCGCCGCUUGGAAUCUGAUCCGAGUCUGCUGGGAGUCUCACACAUUGUUGUCGACGAAGUACACGAGCGUAGUGAGGAAAGUGACUUUCUGCUGCUUAUUCUGAAGCAGCUUCUGGAGAAACGGAAAGACUUGAAGGUAAUUCUCAUGUCUGCCACUGCCAACGCAAAGCUCUUCUGUGAUUAUUUUGGAGGCGAUGUACCAAUCAUUGAUAUUCCCGGUAGAACGUUUCCGGUACAAUCUGUCUACCUCGAGGAUCUACUUGAAUGUACAAAUUAUGUACUAGAAGAAAACUCAGAGUAUACAAGGGUCAGAAAAGGCAAAGAUUCUAAUCUCGAAGAACUCGAGACGGAACUGGAGGUGUGCGACAUACGGACGGCAUCAUCCACGCCCGCCGACAAAAUCAAGGAUGACUUCCUCACUUUGCAACAGAUCAACAUCAGAUAUGACGAGUACAGUUUGCAGACUAAAAAGAAUCUCUACCUUCUUGAUCCAGAAAAGAUCAAUUACGAUUUGAUUGUGGAAUCAAUUCUAUGGAUUACCACCCCACACAAGGAUUUACCUGACGAUGGAUCUAUUUUGGUAUUUCUGCCUGGUAUUGGAGAAAUAACCCAACUUCACGAGAAGUUGUUAGAGCAGAGUGUCUUCCGUCCCGAGGCAGACCGAUUCUUUCUGGUGCCUCUGCACUCAUCUCUGUCUUCCGAAGAACAAAAACUUCUAUUCAAAAAAAUGAAGAAAGGUGUAAGGAAAAUUAUUCUUUCUACAAACAUUGCUGAAACUUCAGUGACAGUUGACGAUUGUGUAUUUGUGAUUGACACAGGACGUAUGAAGGAAAACAGAUUCGACGAGAACAAAAGCAUGGAGACCUUGGAGAGCGUGUGGGUGUCGCGUGCAAACGCACUACAGCGACGCGGCCGUGCCGGGCGUGUGCGUGCGGGAGUGGCCAUCUCACUGUACACAUCGCACCGCUUCAACCACCACAUGCAAGCGCAGCCCACACCUGAGAUACACCGCGUGUCGCUCGAACGCGUCAUCAUUCGCACCAAAAUGCUGCCGCUUUUCCACGGAGCUGAUCUCAGGGGUGUACUCGGUUCGCUGAUAGAGCCGCCAAGCGAGACGGCGAUCUCGGCCGCGCUGGAGCGACUGCGGCUGGCUGGAGCCGUCGACGCCGACGGGUCGCUUACGCCGUUGGGAUGUCACUGCGGUCAGCUGCCUGUCGACAUCAGAUUGGCGAAACUGCUUCUCUAUGGUGCCAUCUACUGCUGCCUCGACUCGGUGCUUACGAUGGCCGCCUCUCUAUCCUACCGCUCUCCAUUCAUAUCGACGUUUCACAACCGAGCCACCUGCGAUGCCAAGCGCAAAGAAUUCACCACCGCCCACUCUGAUCAGAUCACCGUCCUCAAGGCAUACAAUGAAUGGAGAGCCGCCAAUGAGAAAAGCCCAGCACUCGGUCGCCGAUUCGCGUACGAGAAGAACCUGUCGCUCCACACGCUCAGCCACCUGGCCGACGUCAAGCUGCAAUUCCUCGAGCAUCUCGUGGCCAUUGGCUUCGUUGACUCCAUCAACAUCCCGGCCAAGUCACGGCGCCGAUCUGGCCUUGACAUCAUCCCCGAGCUAACUGGUCAACAGUGGAAUAAGAACGGGUCGAACAACCGACUGCUGGCCUCCGUGCUCUGUGCCGCACUCUUCCCGAACGUGGUGCGUGUGAUGACCGCCGACCGCACUUUUGUGCCAAGUGCCGGGGGCGCCGUGCCUAAGGUGCCGCAACUUCACGAACUUAGGUUCACCACCAUCCAAGGCGAUCAGGUGCAGAUCCACCCGUCAUCGGUGAACCACGGCGUUUGCGACUUUGGCUGGUCGCCGUUCGUUGUAUUCCAGGAGAAGGUGCGCACUGCACGCGUGUUCGUUCGCGACACGUCCGUCGUGCCGGCCAUCGCACUGGCGCUCUGCUCCGGAUGUCCGCUCCAGGCCAAGCUGCACUCUGGCGGCCAACUCUUACUCUCGCUCGCCGACUCCGCCAUACUCUUCAGUGUGGAGAACAACGAGGUGGCGGAACUCCUACAAGCCAUACAGCGGGAGCUCGGCAAAAUCUUGGAGGAAAAAAUAAGGAAUCCCAGCCUUAAUCUCCUAAAUUACGCAAAGGGGUGUAAAGUUAUAGAUGCUAUUAUUGACGUCGUUUCAAGGAGUUGACAAGAAGUGGAUUCUGUGGUUGUUACUUUACUGACACUAAUUCAAAUUCAAAUUUUAUUUAUUCAAACUCACAAUAUUCACAUUCAGAAUCAAUAAGAAAAACAAAACACUCAGCUCAGUAAGAUAAAAAAUAAUUAAUGGAAGAUUAAUAAAAUAAAUACUGGUAUGUUUUAUUAGAUAUACGGUAAAUUUGUGAAUCGGAAUAAAAAAUACUACCUGCUGGAAGUAUACAAUACUCCACGUUUGCAAGCAGGAAUGAAUAUCAUUCAUUCUAUUCUAUUCUAUUAUAUAGUGAAUAGUGAUUCAUUCACUAUUCUGACUAUUGCACUGAAAAUAUAUAACUUAUGAUAUGACAGGUAUCGGUGCGUACAGAUAUACGCGCCGCGAACAUGAGCAAUUCACUUUUAAUCAGCUGACUAUAUCUGUAUUUUUACAGAAACGGUAAGAUACAGUUAUAAAAAGCUUGGCAUCAGCUGAAUAAAAGUGAAUUGCUCAUGUUCGCGGCGCGUAUAUCUGUACGCACCUUAUGAAGCGAUAACCAACUUCUUUCUGAAUUUGUUACUUUUUAGUAAAAAAAUCAUAAUUUUUAUUCUGCCCUCCUAAGUGCCCUCAGGAAAUUGUCAUUUUGGAUAGAGAGGUUUUACUUCAACUCUAUCCCGCACCAAAUAACAUAUUUUUUAUGUUUUUCUCCUACUAAUCAUAUUGAAUAGGGUAUCUAUAACUAAUUAUCAUGUGAAAAACUCAGAAAAGAAAUCCUUUUGUAAUAUUCAGGAGAUACGACUUUUUGGGCUAAGUAACUGCAUUGAAGUUUUAUGUAAAACUAUGUAAGCAAUAAUAAUGUAAGCAAUAAAAUUCAUAUUAUAGAAGUAGGAGUUCCUUUAGAAACCACUUUAAAAAUACAUUAUAGUGGAAAAUAUUGUAUUAGAGAAAAUAAUACAUUAGGAGUGAAAAAUCUUUUAUUACAAAUGAUAUAUUAGGAGUGAAAAUCUUGUAUUACAACAUAAAACAUUCACUUUUAAAAUUAUCAAUAUAAAAAAUCAAUACUGUUAUAAAUUUAUGAUGACAUUAUUCAACAUUCUGGUAGGUUUUCCCAAAACUUGAGACGGUUCUAAACACUUUGAAUACUAAAAAAAUCUAAUUUGAAUCUCUAUUACAUCUUAAAUAAUUAAUUAUAAAAUAAUAAAUGAUCAAUUAUAAAACUUGCAAAUAUUAUAAAGCCCGUGAAAUUUGUAAGCAAACUUCACUUAAACUAAAUACUAAAAACUGACUAUAGCAUAUCAGUGUCAGCUGAGUUGAGACUCCACCACAUAUCGGCGCCAUUUUACCUAGAUUUUCACACAGGCGCAGGUCCGGUAUUUAGGAGGUCCUGCAAGAAACAAGGUGCUAUUAGUUCGAUGUGACUAGUUUUGAUAGAAUAAUAUGUUGAUUGUUAUCGGAAUGGGAUGCUGAUUCUCUACAUCAGACUACAAUAAGACGUAUUUUU
Nilaparvata lugens (brown planthopper) is the source of this 5451-nucleotide messenger RNA. RefSeq names its product putative ATP-dependent RNA helicase DHX57. The record is from RefSeq and is a predicted model, not a curated record. The coding region runs from base 138 to 3968 and encodes 1276 amino acids. Gene Ontology annotation, cellular component: intracellular anatomical structure. Gene Ontology annotation, molecular function: ATP binding; protein binding; metal ion binding. NCBI's taxonomy places the organism in Eukaryota, Metazoa, Arthropoda, Insecta, Hemiptera, Delphacidae. The transcript is spliced from 22 exons.